This is a messenger RNA of Spinacia oleracea (spinach), 570 nucleotides long. RefSeq lists its product as uncharacterized. The transcript is spliced from 2 exons. The record is from RefSeq and is a predicted model, not a curated record. The coding region runs from base 1 to 570 and encodes 189 amino acids. NCBI's taxonomy places the organism in Eukaryota, Viridiplantae, Streptophyta, Magnoliopsida, Caryophyllales, Amaranthaceae.
AUGGCUCAAUAUUCUGUCAAGCAGGUUUACAACAAGUUGGUGGGUGAUAAACCUCAUGUUCAGUGGGAUAAGGUGGUCUGGAACAGAUUGAAUGUGCCAGAGCAUAGAUUUAUAUGCUGGCUUGCAAUACAGAAUAGGUUACAGACUACAGCCAAGUUAGCAAAAAUAGGUGUGAGCUACUCUACUGAUUGUUUAAUUUGCAAGCAAGCUGCUGAAGUUCAUGAUCACCUGUUUUUCAGUUGUCAGUACAGUCAAUUGUGUUUUCAAGAUCUUGCUACAUGGCUUAACAUUAGAAACACUAGUACAGGCUUACACAAUGUCAUCAACACCAUCAAGAGAGGGAAGCAUUCCAAGUUCAGGAAUCAAGUAUGCUAUGCAGGGGUGGCAGCUCUGGUUUACUUGAUUUGGAAAAGUAGGAAUCAGAGUUUCUGGGAAGGUUCAGUUCCAACAGUUGAUUCUGUAAUGAGUAAUUUGAAACGAAUUGUAAAGGAUAGAAUUAAAUCAGUCAUGUGUAAGAAAUUAGCAGUAGUUGUGUGUUCAUCUCUGUGUGAGAUGGCUAAGUUGUUUUGA